Tripterygium wilfordii is the source of this 1211-nucleotide messenger RNA. RefSeq lists its product as uncharacterized. The transcript has 2 exons. The record is from RefSeq and is a predicted model, not a curated record. The coding region runs from base 216 to 1031 and encodes 271 amino acids. Lineage: Eukaryota; Viridiplantae; Streptophyta; Magnoliopsida; Celastrales; Celastraceae.
AUCAACUGGUUUUCCUUGUUAAUGAUCCUGAAUUUGCAUUGUUACUACUCAAGGUUUUGAAUUUGUUCAUCAUAAAAUCCUGUUUUUGAAGAACAAUCUCAUUAAUUUUUCAAUCAAAUUGAUUAAAUUUAGACAAACCCAGAAAAAUUAUAACUUGGAUUCACUUUCUCUUCCAUGGUGGUUCUGAUCUUUCACUAGGUAGAAGGAAGGAAGCAAUGUCGGGCGCAACUGUAUCAGUGGCUCCUAGAACAGAGCCAGCAGACACAUCCACUUCAGAUCACACAAAGCCCCAACCAGAAUUGGUUGGUGGUUCCGUGAUGGGUUCAUUGCGAGUAAUCGAACUCCAACUCGUAGCCUUCAUUAUGGUAUUCUCCGUGAGCGGCCUCGUCCCGAUCCUCGACUUGGCGUUCCCAAUUUUCACAACCGCAUAUCUCUUGGCCUUAUCGCGCUUCGCCUUCCCGAGCCACGGUAGAGACGCAUCAGGAUCGCCAGAGAUCUUCCAAGGAAGCAAGUUGUUUAGGCUGUAUGUUGUUGUAGGAACAACAGUGGGGUUGUUCUUGCCUCUGGCUUAUGUAUUGGGUGGAUUUGCGAGGGGCGAUGAACAAGCUGUCCGGUCUGCAACACCUCACUUGUUCUUGCUUUCGUGCCAGAUUCUAACAGAGAAUGUUAUAAGUGGGUUGUCGUUGUUUUCCCCUCCGGUCAGGGCACUUGUUCCUCUGCUUUAUACUGUUAGGAGGAUCUUUGUCAUCAUUGAUUGGAUCAAAGAUGUUUGGCUCAACAAAAGCCUUCCUGCCAACGCAGAAAUUAAGGACGUUGUGUGGUAUUGGUUCGGGAGGAGUCUAGCAAUAGCCAAUUUGGUGUACUUUUCAAUAAACUUAUUUGGGUUCUUGAUUCUGCGAUUCCUUCCACGAGCUUUUGAAAUAUAUUUCAAAGAGAGGGAUGAGAUGCACUCGAAGAUGGUGGAAGAUAAGCGUUCUACUGCAACGGUUGUGAAUGACAAAUCUCAAUCCACAGAUAAGAAAUUUGAUUGAAUGUUUACUUCUUUUUUUUUUGAACAUUGGUUAAACCUUAAACGAUGAAUGGUAAUUUUAAGAAUUUUGAAGUUGAUAUGUCUACAACCAACUAUUCUGUUUUGUUUUCUUUGGUAAUGCUAGAUGGCUAUGAUUUCGAAAAUGAUAAAAAAUUCAGCAUUCCAAUAAUUGAUAUCUCAG